Molecule: messenger RNA, 1203 nt
Organism: Plasmodium coatneyi
Lineage: Eukaryota; Apicomplexa; Aconoidasida; Haemosporida; Plasmodiidae
Product: Ankyrin
Exons: 1
Coding region: 1-1203 (400 amino acids)
Molecular function (GO): protein binding
Source: RefSeq, a predicted model, not a curated record
AUGAGCUCCAAAAUUUGGAAAGCCAUUCUAAAGGACGACGUGGUCAAAUUGAAGAACAGUAUAGAAAGCGAAGGAGAUGUGAACCUAAAUUCGUACAACAAGGAAGGAUUAACGUUGCUCCUCUUUGGGAUCGAAAAGGGGUGUGCCGAAUGUUGCUACUACCUCGUCAAUGAGCGUAACGUGAAUAUUUUUUUAAAAGAUAAAAAGGAGAAGGACAAUGCCUUGAUGAAGUGCAUGAUCCUUGGACAGGACAUGAUCAACGUGAGUAGAUUAUUAAUAGAAAAAAAAAUUGAUGUAAACGAAAAAAACAAAAAUGGAAAAACGAGCCUCCAUAUAGCUAGUGAGUAUAACUACGUUAAAGGAAUAGAAUUGUUGAUAAAAAAUCAUGCCCAGAUUAAUGCCCUAGAUAAUGAAGGUAAUACUCCCCUAAUGUGCUCAAUUAAGAGGAGCAAAGAAGAAGCAGCCAUUUUACUCAUCGAAAAGGGUGCAGAUGUGAAUAUAAAAGACGGGGACAUGAAUUCUGUUCUACACAUUUGUGCGAAGGAGCAUCUAGGAAAUAUAGCCCAAAGUAUUCUACUCACACAAAAGGUAGACAUAAAAAAUUGUCUCGACGGUGAGAAUAAUUCCCCCCUACAUAUAGCAGCAAAGGAAAACCAAAAAGGUCUAUGCGACCUCUUUUUGAAGCACAAAUUUGAUGGAUACUUAAAAAACAAUAACAACGAAACGUAUGAGGAUAUUUUAAAAAAACAUGAAAAAAAUGAUAUUUUGAAGGAAGAAGAAAAGAAGAAAAAUUAUCAGGAGAAAGAAAUCCGAAAGAGGAAGAACUACGAAGAGGCAAUGCUAAAAACGGAUGUCUCCAAUUUUCUCAAAUUGCAUAAUUUAGAAUCCCUCAUUCCACAUUUUUACAAACAUAAUUAUGUGUACGUCGACCAGGCUUUCCUAGAUGUCAACGAUUCUACACUGAAGAAGAUGAACCUCAGUAAGGAAGAGCGCCACCUUUUUUAUGAGGCCGUCGAUAAGCAUUACUCUCAGAUAGAGGAUGAGGAGAACGAACAAGAGUUGGCUAACCGGCAACUGCAGGAGGAGCAGAGGAGGACGAAGCGCCUCAAGUUGGUUUCUUACGUGGUGUCCCUAAUAUUUACUGCAAUAUUUAUUUAUAGCAUCGUCAUAUCCCUCCUCAAGCGGGGGCGCAUCUUCUUCUGA